Physeter macrocephalus (sperm whale) is the source of this 2800-nucleotide messenger RNA. It is a transcript of the gene ITIH3, whose product is annotated as inter-alpha-trypsin inhibitor heavy chain 3. The coding region runs from base 123 to 2795 and encodes 890 amino acids. Gene Ontology annotation, molecular function: serine-type endopeptidase inhibitor activity. Lineage: Eukaryota; Metazoa; Chordata; Mammalia; Artiodactyla; Physeteridae. The transcript is spliced from 22 exons. The record is from RefSeq and is a predicted model, not a curated record. Gene Ontology annotation, biological process: hyaluronan metabolic process.
GUCCAGCUUCCCCGGGGGAUCCUCCCGCCUCCCUCCCGCCCACACUGCAGGUCGGUGACCCCACUUGGGAAACACUAGGCUUGCUCAUAUAAGGAGCCCAGGCGCCGCCAGUGUGCUCAGCGAUGCCGUCUGCUCGGUGGCCCUGCCUCAUCUUGGCUCUGCUCUCCGGUGUGGCGGUCUCUGGCUUCCCUAGAAGAUUAUGCCGGCUACUCGGGAAACGGAGCCUCCCGGAAGGGGUGGUCGAUGGCAUCGAAGUCUACAGCACCAAGGUCCACUGCAAGGUGACCUCCCGCUUCGCUCACAAUGUCGUCACCACCAGGGCCGUCAACCACGCAGACACUGCCAAGGAGGUUUCUUUCGAUGUGGAGCUGCCCAAGACAGCCUUCAUCACCAACUUCACCUUGACCAUUGACGGUGUUACCUACCCUGGGAACGUCAAAGAGAAGGAAGUUGCCAAGAAGCAGUAUGAAAAGGCCGUGUCCCAGGGCAAGACAGCUGGCUUGGUCAAGGCCUCUGGGAGGAAGCUGGAGAAAUUCACGGUCUCAGUCAACGUGGCUGCAGGCAGCAAGGUCACCUUUGAGCUAACCUACGAGGAGCUGCUGAAGAGGCACAAGGGCAAGUAUGAGAUGUACCUCAAGGUCCAGCCCAAGCAACUGGUCAAGCACUUUGAGAUCACAGCAGACAUCUUCGAGCCCCAGGGCAUCAGUACGCUGGAUGCUGAAGCCUCAUUCAUCACCAAUGACCUCUUGAGCAGCGCCCUCACCAAGUCCUUCUCAGGGAAAAAGGGCCACGUGUCCUUCAAGCCCAGCUUGGAUCAACAACGUUCAUGCCCAACGUGUACUGACUCCCUCCUCAAAGGAGAUUUUAUCAUCACCUAUGACGUGAACAGAGAGUCUCCAGCCAACGUGCAGAUCGUCAAUGGCUACUUCGUGCACUUCUUUGCACCUCAAGGCCUUCCAGUGGUGCCCAAGAACGUGGUCUUUGUGAUUGACGUCAGUGGCUCCAUGCACGGUCGGAAAAUGGAGCAGACAAAGGAUGCCCUCCUCAAAAUUCUGGAGGAUGUGAAAGAGGAUGACUACCUGAAUUUCAUCCUGUUCAGUGGAGGUGUGACCACUUGGAAAGACACUUUAGUUCAAGCCACUCCUGAGAACAUCCAGGAGGCCAGGAAAUUUGUGAUGACUAUUCGUGAUCAAGGAAUGACCAACAUCAACGACGCGCUGCUGAGGGGCAUCAGCAUGCUGAACAAGGCCCGGGAGGAGUACAGAGUCCCGGAGAGGAGCACCUCCAUCGUCAUCAUGUUGACCGACGGGGACGCCAAUGCGGGUGAAAGCAGACCUGAAAAAAUCCAAGAGAAUGUGCGGAAUGCCAUUGGUGGCAAGUUCCCCUUAUAUAACCUGGGCUUUGGCAACAAUCUGAAUUAUAACUUCCUGGAGCGUAUGGCCCUGGAGAACCAUGGGCUUGCCCGCCGCAUUUAUGAGGAUUCCGAUGCCAAUUUGCAGUUGCAGGGCUUCUAUGAGGAGGUGGCCAACCCGCUGCUGACAGAUGUGGAGGUGGAGUACCCUGAGAAUGCCAUCCUGGACCUCACCCAGAACAGUUACCAGCACUUCUACGACGGCUCUGAGAUUGUGGUGGCUGGGCGCCUGGCAGAUGAGGACGUGAACAGCUUUAAGGCGGACGUGAAGGGCCACGGGGCCAUCAACGAUCUGACAUUCAGUGAGGAGCUGGACCUGAAGGAGAUGGAGAAGGCCCUGAAAGAGCGGGACUACAUUUUUGGGAACUACAUUGAGCGGCUCUGGGCCUACCUCACUAUCGAGCAGCUCCUGGAGAAAUGCAAGAAUGCCCAUGGUGAGGAGAAGGAGAACCUCACAGCCCAGGCCUUGGACCUGUCCCUCAAGUACCACUUCGUGACUCCACUGACCUCCAUGGUGGUGACCAAGCCUGAGGACAACGAGAACAAGACAGCCAUUGCCGACAAGCCUGGGGAAGGGCCUGUGGAAGCAGAAGUGAUCCCCUCCACGGCUUACCUGACCAACUCCAGGCCUCCCCAGACACCCUACUACGUGGAUGGGGACCCCCACUUCAUCAUCCAAGUUCCAGAGAAGGACGAUGCCAUCUGCUUCAACAUCGACGAAGACCCAGGCACAGUGCUGCGCCUCAUUCAGGACCCUGUCACAGGCCUCACAGUUAACGGGCAGAUCAUUGGUGAGAAGAGAAGCAGCCUGGACUCCCAGACCAGAAAGACUUACUUUGGCAAGCUGGGCAUUGCCAAUGCUCAGAUGGACUUCCAGAUUGAGGUGACACCGGAGAGGAUCACCCUGUGGCAUGGGGCUGCACAGAGCACGUUCAGCUGGCUGGACACAGUCAUGGUCACACAGCAUGGGCUGUCUGUGACGAUCAACAGGAAGAAGAACAUGGUGGUCUCCUUUGGAGAUGGGGUUACUUUUGUGGUUGUCUUGCAUCAGGUGUGGAAGAAACAGCCCAUCCACCAUGACUUCCUGGGCUUCUAUGUGGUGGACAGUCAUCGGAUGUCAGCACAGACACAUGGGCUGCUGGGACAAUUCUUCCACCCCUUUGACUUUGAAGUGUCUGACGUCCACCCAGGCUCUGACCCCACAAAGCCAGAUGCCACAAUGGUGGUGAAGAACCAUCGGCUGACGGUUACCAGGGGCUCCCAGAAGGACUACAGGAAGGACGUCAGCGUUGGCACAAACGUUGCCUGCUGGUUCGUCCACAACAAUGGGCAAGGGCUGAUUGACGGCGUCCACAGCGACUACAUUGUCCCCAACCUGCUCUGAGUGGA